Molecule: messenger RNA, 3653 nt
Organism: Gasterosteus aculeatus aculeatus (three-spined stickleback)
Lineage: Eukaryota; Metazoa; Chordata; Actinopteri; Perciformes; Gasterosteidae
Source: RefSeq, a predicted model, not a curated record
CGUUUUUAAAUACUGGUAAAGUCGGAGCGAUUUCUAUGCGAGGAAUCUCGCUCGAUUUGAAACCAAACCUAAAUUAGCUCAACAGCUAGCUGUUUAUUAGCUGCACUUGUGGCACUGCUGCUGAAUUGCUUUUAACAAUACAAUUCAGAUUAUCUCCCGGAAUAUGAAACCUCUGUGAUUCCAAUGAGACACCAGCACACCCAUACAUCUACCUACUAGCAGCGUAACGCCAUUUUGAAGCGGUUUGAAAAUGAAUAACGUGAACCGGUUUCCAUUGGGGUUUAGCUCGCUGGUUAGCAUUGCCGUGGAACAAGGUGCGAGUGUGACGUAAGAAGUGGAUUCUGCUGUGAAUAAUAUACACUGUUCGUACGCUCUACGUGACGCUGUUUAACUUUGUUUUGUUGUGUUAUCUCCGUCGUCAUUCUUUUGUUUGGUCUUGUUUAUCUCGUGGUUUGUCUUUUGUUGCUACCGCCACCCUUUAUGUGAAAUGCCCCGGCACAUGCAUUCAGAUUCAUACACUGCCAGACCCUCAAUAUGCUAAACCAACGUGUACAUCCCCCAGCUAUGUUUCCUCAAUUUGCCUAUUGAUUUAUUUGAUAAAGUCAAACCACCCAAAAGAUGGAAGACAAGCUGAAUGGAUUCCCUGUUGUCUCCCCGGAGUAUCUUCAACAGUGCCCCGGCCAAAAAAAGAGGCAGACCAGCUCAACUCAAGGAACCCAAAGCACCGAAACCGCCAAAACCUCCAAAAGUUCCUAAAGCACCAAAAACUCAGAAAGUUCCCACGACGCCAAAGGACACAAAUGCCCCGAAAGCCAAACCCGGUCCUAAGCCCAAGAAGGCCGCCGGCGCUCAGGGAGACGGCAAGCUAGAGAAGAUCGACGAGAGCUUCAAGAAGGUGAAGAGGAAAAUCGACCGCUUCAAGGGAAUGUCGGAGGAGGAAGUCAUGACAAAAACUCUACCGGACCUGCUGGAGUACAAUCUCGACUACGUCAUCAUUGGUAUCAACCCAGGAUUGAUGGCAGCUUUCAUUGGACGGUGGUUUCCAGGUCCUGGAAAUCAUUUCUGGAAGUGCCUCUUUCUGUCCGGGUUCACAGAGGAGCUACUGAACCACAUGCACGACACCACACUGCCUGGCAAGUACAAAAUGGGCUUCACCAACAUGGUGGCCAGAGCGACGCCAGGGAGUAAAGAUCUCUCAAGUAAAGAGUUGCGUGAAGGAGGCAAAAUCCUUGUAGAGAAGCUGAAGACGUUCAAGCCUCUUAUUGCUGUUUUUAAUGGAAAAUGCAUUUAUGAAAUGUUCUGCAGAGAGAUGUUUGGUAAGAAACCAAAGAAACUUAAUUUUGGUUUGCAGCCGCACAAGAUCCCCGACUGUGAGGUGGCUCUGUACCUGAUGCCUUCAUCCAGCGCUCGCUGUGCUCAGUUCCCUCGAGCUCAGGACAAAGUCCACUUCUACAUCAAACUGAGGGAGCUCCGAGACCAGCUGAAGGGCGUCCAGAAACCGACUGAGGUCGAAGAGGUUGAUUACUCCUUUGACCUGUUGUUGGCUAAAGAGGACGCCAAGAGGAUGGCCAUAAAGGAGGAGCAUUACGAUCCUGGGUACGAAGAUGCCUUAGGUGGAGUGUAUGCGGAGAGAGGAGCCGAAGGGGCCGGAGGGGCCGAAGGGGCCGGGGCUCCAAGCCAGACCAACGGCCACUGCACGUUCUCGAGUGCAGACAACACGGAAGGCGCUCAGGAGGCGACCACGUCACAAAUACCAGAGGGCCAGCUGCCAGACGGACAGUGGAUGACUCAGUCCUUCGCAGAUCAGAUUCCAGACAUCAGCGGGACACCAAAGGAGGCCAGCGCAUAAACACAGGACUACUUUUGUCUGGUUUUCAAUCUUUUGCCUUUUUUUUUCUCUCUUCUGUUUUUUUUCUUAGUCUUCGAGUGGAACAUACACACACAUAGAUGGACUUUUCUGGUAGAACUUUUGCAGAUUAUUCCGUGUAUUUAAUUUUUUUAAAUGUUGUUUUUGGUCCUGCUCUAAUGUAUGAUCAUCUUCAAGGCAGUCUCUUUUUUAUAUACGUGAAAUCAGGGACAAUGAUGCUCGACUGUCUUGAAGAAGGUCAUGUAUUUAUACGUUUGUUUAGCCUUUGUACUGUACUGCGCUGCACUGUAGGAAUGUAGGAUUUUAGAAUUACAUUUUGUAUGAUUAUCAAAAUGUCACUCACAAGGAAUUUUAUGAAACGUGUCCAUUGAAAAUGUCUUGAUGAUGCCUUUUUUAUAUUAUUGGACUGCUCUUCGGUCAUUUCAUUGUAAACAUGUGAAGAUAGCUGAGGUGUUUUGAAUUUACCUCCCACAAAGGUUGAGCACACAACACAUUUUGUUACUCUCAUAAUUUUCAUAUGACAAAUUCAUCUAUUGCGGGGUUUUGUAUGAUCCCUUCAGCUGACAUAGUCCUAUGGAAAAUGUUUCUAUAACAACAAGAUUGUGAACUAGGUAAACUACAGCGGGGUUAAAUCGCACACAAUGUUGUGUUAGUUGAACCUUGUUGACUCAUAAAACCAAAAUAGUAGUAGAUUGUUCUCGAUACAAACUUCUGUGGGAUUUUCUUCUCUUCAACUCAAAACAAGUUGGAAUGAUAUCAUGAACUGCGUUCAAUGUGUGUUUGUUAACCUUUGAUUUAGAUCAGGAUCAAUUACUCUUUUUAAAGUGUGAUAGUUGAGAAGUCCAGCUUUUGGUCCUCAUGUCAUGUGAUUGUUGGGUUACGCGAUAUUAUUCCAUUCCAUUCAUAAAAGGGUUUAGCCUGCGGUGGUUUCUGGUUGACCUUCCCGUUUACGUCGGCGGGUUAAAGUCUCUGAACCCGCUGUAUUCAGAUUAGGGGAGUUGGAUAUGGGGGAGAAUGAGUCCAGGUCGUUGCUGUUAGGGUUAGGGCCUUCACCCUCCCAAUGAAGGCUGCUGUUGGAAUUGGGGAUGUUCGUUGAGGCCGCCGGUUUGAUUUGUUCGUCGUCUCCUGUCCGGGCUGUGAGGUCGGAGGUCGAGGAGCUGCUGCAGCGCUGCUCUCCAAAUGCCCUGGAGAACGUAGGCAAAGCGAGUUCACACAUUUGUUCAGAGUGCUUCACGUAAAACCAUUCGAAGCAUGGGAAAGAAAAGGUUUCGCAAAUGUGACUUUGCCUCCUUCUGGUGGCACGUUUUGGCGAGUGACUCAGGAAUCAACAUUUAUUGCCAAAAUAUGUAAAACAUACAAGGAAUUUGUCUUGCCGGUUGGUGCGUGACAGUAGACAGCAGUGCACAAGUAAUAACAUAAAGUAAAAUUAAAUGCUAAUGCAAUGGGUUAGUAGAAUAAGGCUAUGGGUUAGUAUAAAACAAGGGAAUAAAGUUAAAGUUAAGUGAUCAGAUCAACUCAACGGGCAGCAAGAGGAGGCUGAGAAGACACAUUAGCAGCCUCACUGGGAGGAAGUCAGUGACCUGAGACCACUGAGUGUCUCCACUGUGAGGGUCCCUGCACGCCUCCCACAGCACACACACAUACAUACAUAAACUUGUGGUACAGUUCAUGUCUGGGCUUUUACAGUAGAUUCACUACAGGUUAGUUAAAAGUUAUUUUUAUUUUUGUUUUAAUGAUAAAAUUCCUCCUCAUCCAAAAUAAAGAAUAAUGCUGAAGUUCAAUAAUA